GCGGCUCUGUUAUACCAAGUAAGAAACCGAGAAACACAAUUAGCACCGAAUGAUUUGAAGAUAGCAGAAGGAAUACAUUGUUCGAAUAAUACCAGCCGAACUAAUGAACGUCCAUGCGUGACGUGCAAUCUAUAAUACUUCGAUACCACGAAGUGGCGGUUUCGAAAAGGAGGGUAUGGUUGCAGUUAACAGUUCACUGCUGAUCGCUGGACUGCUGGUGAGCUUUUGUAAAGAAAGCUUCGAAGUUGGAGGAUGGAUAGAAGACCGAACUCCGAACCCAGUUAUGUACCGUCAUUUAGCAGAGUUCGCCUACGUGGAACGAAAGGGUCAUAGGCUACGAGGCAUGACUUUUCGCGUAACGCAAGCCAGAUGGAAGUAUACGGAAGGAAUGAUGUACAAUAUUGGAUUCCUUGUCUACGUCGAAAAUAGGAUGACUGAGAAGUGUAUCGCCAUAAUUCAGCUGCCUCCACCUAGUAGAGCUCAAUCGAGAAUGAUCGUCACCAAGUUUUGGUGCAGGCAUAUACCGUGA
Molecule: messenger RNA, 529 nt
Organism: Rhipicephalus microplus (southern cattle tick)
Lineage: Eukaryota; Metazoa; Arthropoda; Arachnida; Ixodida; Ixodidae
Source: RefSeq, a predicted model, not a curated record